AAAUCCGCUUUAUUUCGCCUCCGCUCCGCUCCCGCCUCGCCGUCCCCGGGGCCGCGCCGUGCCCGCGGGGGCCGGGCCGUGCCAGGGGGCGGCUCCAGCCCGGUACCGGCGCGGGGGGAGCGCGGCGCCCGCCCCGCCGGAGCCUGCGCGGGGCCGCGGCCGCGGCAGCUCGGCGAUGCCGCCUCCUCCGGAGCCCAUGCCCGGCUACGGGGAGCUGCUCCGCCGCGGCUACGGCAGCCUGGCGGCGGCGGCGCGGAGCUGCGGGGACUGCGGCUGGGAGCUGGCGCUGCGCACCUGGGCCGAGAACGCGCACCUGCGCUGGGCCGAGGUGCUGCUCUGCGGGCUCUGCGCGCUGGGCUGGACCGCGCUGCGCCGCGCCUGCUGCCGCCGCCUCUUUCGGCCCUUCGGGGAGUGGUGCAAGCUGCAGCCCAGAGAUGCUGCCAAGAUGCCCGAGAGUGCCUGGAAGUUGCUUUUCUACUCCCUGUCGUGGUCCUACGGCGCCUACCUGCUCUUCUGCACCGAGUACCCCUUCUUCCACGACCCCCCCUCCGUCUUCUACGGCUGGCACCGGGGCAUGGAGGUGCCCGGGGACAUCGCGGUGGCGUACCUGCUGCAGGGCAGCUUCUACGGGCACUCGCUCUACGCCACGGCCUACAUGGACACGUGGCGCAAGGACUCGCUGGUGAUGCUGCUGCACCACGUGGUCACCCUGACGCUGCUGGCCUCCUCCUACGCCUUCAGGUACCACAACGUGGGGGUGCUGGUGCUGUUCCUGCACGACGUCAACGACGUGCAGCUGGAGUUCACCAAGCUCAACGUGUACUUCAAGCACCGCGGCGGCGCCUACCACCGCCUCAACGACGUCGCCUCCAGCCUCGGCUGCCUGGCCUUCAGCGUCAGCUGGUUCUGGUUCCGUCUCUACUGGUUCCCGCUCAAGGUGCUCUACGCCACCUGCCACUCCAGCCUGCAGUCCGUGCCCAACAUCCCCUUCUACUUCUUCUUCAACGCGCUGCUGCUCGUGCUCACGCUGAUGAACAUCUACUGGUUCCUGUACAUCGUGCUGUUCGUGGCCAAGGUGCUGCUGGGGCAGAUGCAGGAGGUGAACGAUGUCCGUGAGUACGACGUGGAGGAGAGCAGGAGAGCCGGGAAGGAGGCUGGGAUCCAACUGCCCCCGGCUCUGAAGGAAGGGCUGCGCCUCCGGAACGGCCUCGUCAAGGACAAGAGGUUGUGAGGGCGGCGUGGCCACGGCUGCCAGGAGCUGGCGCUGCCCGGGACCCUGCUCUGGGACCCUGCCGAGGACAGGCCCGAGGAGAACAUCCCCCCCCGACCCCUGCCAGCCCUGCCCGGAGCCGGGGAGGACACGCCGCUGCCAGGACAGGGCCCCGGGCUGGGCUGUCCCUGUCCCCUGUCCCUGGGGGCUCCCCGUGGCCCCGUUGGGCUGGACACCGGAGGCUGUGCCGGCCCGGGUGGCAGCUGGGGCUGGCUUUGUGUCCCUGGUGUUGCUCCGCGUCCUCAGCCCCGCUGUGACCCCCCCGGACCCUCCCUCUGAGCCCCCCCAGCUGCUCCUGCAGGCUCCAGCCCCCGCCUGGGCAGGGCAGCUCUGGGAAGGGCACCCCGAGGCCAGCUGUGCUCCAGCUGUGCUCCAGCUGCCGCCCAGGGGCUGCAGAGGUGACCCUGGAGGAGUCACUGCCAUCUGCAGCUGCCACUGCCUGGAAAUCACCUCAGGAGGAGGCCCAGGAGGUUCAGUUUCCCUGGAAAAAUCCUGUGGAGGUCUUGGAGUGGCUCAAAAAGGGUCCUGCGGGUCCCUGCUGGGGGCUUCCCCCCAGGGCUGUGCCCUGCCUGAAGGAAAAUCAGGGAAUUCCUGCU
This is a messenger RNA of Motacilla alba alba, 1866 nucleotides long. RefSeq names its product ceramide synthase 1 (gene CERS1). Gene Ontology annotation, biological process: ceramide biosynthetic process. The transcript is spliced from 7 exons. The record is from RefSeq and is a predicted model, not a curated record. Gene Ontology annotation, molecular function: sphingosine N-acyltransferase activity. Gene Ontology annotation, cellular component: membrane. Bases 176 to 1231 code for a protein of 351 amino acids. NCBI's taxonomy places the organism in Eukaryota, Metazoa, Chordata, Aves, Passeriformes, Motacillidae.